Messenger RNA from Colletotrichum higginsianum IMI 349063, 243 nucleotides. RefSeq lists its product as uncharacterized. The record is from RefSeq and is a predicted model, not a curated record. The transcript has 2 exons. The coding region runs from base 1 to 243 and encodes 80 amino acids. NCBI's taxonomy places the organism in Eukaryota, Fungi, Ascomycota, Sordariomycetes, Glomerellales, Glomerellaceae.
AUGGCCGGCUUCAUUGUGCUACUGUCUGCCGCUGUUACUCUUGCUGUUCCCGACUUCAUCAUCGCCCGAGACAGCAACAGUCAAGGCUUCGACACCGCCGGCAUUACCACUGGCACAGGUGGCGGUAUCGGCCCCGAGGGCAGCAACAAGUCUCAAGUCGACUUCGUCGUCGAUACCCAGGCCAUUAGCCACGCUAGCUGUGGCCACCUUGGCUUAUCACAGUUCAAAAACAGCCAAAACUAA